Messenger RNA from Alternaria arborescens, 1260 nucleotides. RefSeq lists its product as hypothetical. Bases 1 to 1260 code for a protein of 419 amino acids. The transcript is spliced from 4 exons. Gene Ontology annotation, cellular component: Golgi membrane. NCBI's taxonomy places the organism in Eukaryota, Fungi, Ascomycota, Dothideomycetes, Pleosporales, Pleosporaceae. Gene Ontology annotation, biological process: regulation of endocytosis; regulation of ARF protein signal transduction. The record is from RefSeq and is a predicted model, not a curated record. Gene Ontology annotation, molecular function: GTPase activator activity.
AUGAGUAAAAUGUGGGAGGUGGAUCCGGAGACGCGCAGCAAGCUGCUGGAGAUACAAAAGACCAACGACAACAACAAGUGCGUCGACUGCAAUGCGCCGAGUCCGCAAUGGGCUUCGCCCAAACUUGGUAUCUUCAUGUGUCUCUCCUGUUCUGGUGUACACCGUGGUCUUGGUGUCCACAUCUCUUUCAUCCGCAGCAUCACCAUGGAUGCCUUCAAGGGCUCAGAACUCGUGCGCAUGGCCGCCGGCGGCAACAAGCCAUUCCAAGACUUCUUCAAUACGCACCCAUCGAAUACGAAAGACGGACGGACAUUCGAGGCCUCUUCCAUAUCAGAGCGAUACGAUUCAGAGGCGGGCGACGAGUGGAAAGAGAGGCUCAGCUGUAAAGUUGAGGAUAGGGAGUUCGACAAGAGCAAUUUGCCCAAGCGGUUACCCAAGAAGGACAAUGCAUCUGCAGCGGGUACGGGAGCGCCAUUGAGCGGACGAGCCAGUGCGGCAGGCAGUAGAAGCCAAACACCUCUGGGAAAGACACGAAGCAACGACCCAGGUUUCCAACGGUCUGGCUCGCCUGCGCUCGGCACCAAUGCCAUGUCGUCACAGAAAGUCAAGAACGAAGCCUACUUCGCCAAGAUGGGACAGGAGAACGCCAACAGACCAGAUGGCGUUGCGCCAAACCAGGGAGGCAAAUACGGUGGCUUUGGUAGCGAGCCAGAUUCCUGGAAGAAGGACGACGAGCCGGGUGCGCCACCUGCACUUGACGACUUCCAGAAAGACCCUCUUGCCGCACUUACCAAGGGCUUCGGAUGGUUAGGCGCAAGCGUGAGCAAGGUGGGCAAAACGGGUUAUGAAGGCUACGUGAAGCCCGGUAUGGCAAAGCUCGCCGAGGCAGACCUCGCAUCUCAGGCUCGCACAACUGCUGGCACCCUAGGCCAGACCCUUCAAUCAGGCGUCGCAAACGCAAACACGCAGUUCACGCGAUUCGUCGAAGGCGAUUCCUCAACACAUUCCCCUGCUACGUCUGGCCGACGCGAACCCGAGCGCAAAGACUUCUGGGAGAGCUUCGGUGCGGCCCCCAAGGGCCCGGCGAAGGAUAAGCAGGACUUCUGGGAUGAGUUUGCUAGCGCGGGUGAAACGAAGACAGGCGGAGGAAUGGCACCGAAGAAGCCCAGCGGCAUCGGUACAAGCGCAAUGAAGAAGGGCGGUGCUGGAGGUGGGAUGGGUGGAGGUGCGAAGAAGGAUGAUGAGUGGGGGGAGUGGUAG